AUGACCGUAGCUCUGAAAAUGUUUGGAAAACCAAAAGUGGAGCGCGCGCGGCCAGCUCCGCGCGUCCGUACGCGAGUCACGUGCUCCGAGGUGACGUCACGCGGAGGCACGAGGGGUCCGGAGAGCGGCGAAGUCGUCCACUCGAGCGCGCGUCCCGUCGCGCGACGCGUGCACCUCCUCCUCUUCCUCCUCUUCCUCCCGGUGAUCGGCGGUCCGGGUUCGCGCGCUAACGAUCCGAGCGAGCGCGGGGUCCCGGCUCCCCGCACGCCGCCAUCGAGCUUUGCGGUGGGAGGGAGAGAGCGGGGGCGGGGGUGCCGCCCGGCGGGCCGCUGCGCGAGGCCGCUCGCCGCCGCCCUCCUUCCGGCGCGCUCCAUGGACGCGCUCCGCGCCUCCGUCGGGGGCCAGCGGCCGCCGCCGCAGGGGCCGCACGGGGCCUCCUCGUCGCACGCCAAGUCCCUGGCCUUCUCCAUCGAGCGGAUCAUGGCCCGGACGCCCGAACCCAAGGCCGUCCCGCCGCCGCCGCCGCCGCCGCCGCCGCCGCUGCACUGCGUGAUCCCGCUCCUUCCGCUCGGGUACGCGGCCGCCGCCGCCGCCGCCGCCGCCGCCGCCGCCGCCGCCGACCAGCGCCGGCUCGCCCUGGACUCUGCGGACGGCCCGCUCGGUUUCGGACUCAACUACCAGCCGGACGGCGGCCGCUACAAACUGUUCCGCCCCCGCGUGGUCACCCAGUCGUCGUUCCCGUCCCGAGGGACCGUGUGUUACCUGGACUGCGGCGCCGGUCCCGGGGAAGCUUCCGCUCCGGCGGGACGUCUUGACCUGCACCCGAUGGCGUCCUACCUGCUGGCGGGCGGCGGGCACCGGGCGGCCCCGCACGACCACCUCCGCAACCUCCUCAAGGAGCGCGACUUGUUCGGAGACAAGAGUCCCAAGAACUCGGCCGAGGCGGCGGCGGCGGCGGCGGGGAGGCUCGCGGGCGGCAAAGCCAAAGUGUUCACCUGCGAAGUCUGCGGGAAAGUGUUCAACGCGCACUACAACCUGACUCGUCACAUGCCCGUGCACACGGGCGCGCGGCCGUUUGUCUGCAAAGUUUGCGGCAAAGGCUUCAGGCAGGCCAGCACACUCUGCAGACACAAGAUCAUCCACACUCAGGAAAAGCCUCACAAGUGCGCGCAGUGCGGCAAGGCGUUCAACCGCAGCUCGACGCUCAACACGCACACGCGCAUCCACGCCGGCUACAAACCUUUCGUGUGCGAGUUCUGCGGCAAAGGAUUCCACCAGAAAGGCAACUACAAGAACCACAAGCUGACGCACAGCGGCGAGAAGCAGUUCAAGUGUUCCAUCUGCAGCAAAGCCUUCCACCAAGUGUACAACCUCACCUUCCACAUGCACACGCACAACGACAAGAAGCCCUUCACCUGCCCCACCUGCGGCAAGGGAUUCUGCCGGAACUUUGACCUCAAGAAGCACGUCAGGAAGCUGCACGACCACGCCGCCGCCGCCGCCGCCCAGCGGACCGUCACGCCGCCGUCCGUCGGCACGCAGCAGCCGUGAGCGCGAGAUCCAAAACAACAAAAGCGACUCGUUGUUUUGCCAUUUCACGCAAACAAAUGACAAAAUGGAAUAUGGAAAAUGAUAUUUUUCCAUUUCAGGCUCCGAUCGAAAAAAAGUGGCAAAGCAGGACUGAGGCUUGUGUUUGGAAUUUUCAAUUGUGACCAACGAUCUUACGAGACAAUCAAAUAUCCCACGAUGCGUUGCGCCGUUACAGAAAAACGAUUUUCCGUUUCCGGCGUAUUGUUUAGAUUUUCGAUAGGAGACAAAUUUAUAAGUAGUGGUGUGAAAAUAGCUUGAAUACGAUGAUGAUCUGAUCUGAGAAGUGUUCCAAAACCAUUUUUUUUUCAUUUCACAUUUUCAUGUCCAAAAAUCGCGAUGGAGCGAUCAGCGAGUUUUCAUUUCAUCGUUUCGGCCCUUGAGUCAAAUAUACAGUUCACUCGAUGAAAAUCCCGAUAUAAAGACGAGUUAGUAGGUUUUACAUUUCUUUUGUUCAGACUAUUUUAUUUUUAUUUUUUUUAUAUAAAUAAAUACACCACUAUAUUUUUUAAAAAAUCCUUAUUUCGUGAUAAGGGAGUAUUCGAUGAAUCGUUUUAGCCCAAGAGUCAACUACACAGUCCACUACGGUAUGUAUAAAAACCUGUAUCACUAUUUAGAGAUUUGUCGUGGACAUUUUAGGCACUAUCUCGGUCCACAAUAUAAAUAUCCCUCAUUGCACAAUUGUUGCAAGAAGAAUGAAAAUAACGAUAAAUAUCGUUGAAGCGACUUGCCCCAAGUCAAAGUGUCUUUAACGAUGAAAUGCAAAUGUAUGAAAACGUGAAAUACAACUCAACUAUUCUUGAGCAGGGAUUCUUUUGCGUACCGCUAGAGGGAGCCCGCCUACCACACUUUUGACAAUCACCUCCCAAGAAAAAAACAAAAAAAAGUCACUUUAUUUGGUUUCGUUUUUAGUGUUUGAUUCCCAAUUGAAAAUUGAAACAACAAAAUGGCGUACGGGUUGACCACGCCCACUUGCUGGCGCCCAGUAUUUAAUAGCUUCACCUCGCUUUGCGAUCCAAACUUUCGUCGUCAGGAGACGUCCUUGGACUUGACAGGCGUUCGAUUGACAGACUCACUGUUUCCUCUUGUGGACAAAAACAAUAUGACAUGAAAACGUGCACGUGCCUCUCUGCCUAUGCAUGACUUCCUUUUCAGAGGCCUCAUGUCCACCUAAAGUUCCAGAAAACCUUUGGUUUUUGUUUUCUGGCACCUAAACGGUUCCAAUCAGCCCCGCCACGACGGUUGUGGGAUCUAUGAAAAGUACCACUACCCCCAGCAGGGUCAUCUUUUGCAGCUAAAUUUAGAUCUAAACCCACGAUGGCCUGACAAAAGUAUUUGGUUCUGGACCUUACCGGGUGGUCUUGAUGCUUAUAGUUCCAGGAAAUUUUUAACCGUUGGUAUAUGUUGUUCCUGGAACAAAAAGCUUCCAAUCAAAUCUGUUUAGGCUCCUGGACCUCUCAGAAGUACUACACCCCUCAACAGGGUCUUAGUUUCGUCCUCAAAAAGGACCUCAGAACUACAUUUUGAUCCAAACAUAACAGGCACUUUUGCACAAAAAGAGAAGGAAAUGUUACCGCAGUUCCUGGUAGCGAAAGUUCCUCAAAUUUUCUGGGGCCUUCUAGAAGGAGCAGGAGGAAUUAGAUCAGAACUUCGGGGAACCUUUUUACUCAGGUAGUCAAUAGGAAAGCUCCUGAAAAAAAGUUCACCGAUUGACUGAAUUGACAUACGUCCAGGAGUUCCAGGAAUUUUGUACUUCCAGCUUCGCUAUCAGUUCUCGGCACUUGUAGUUCCUGUAACUAAAAGGUUCCCCUUAGCAGGGUCUUCUUUUCAGCCUCCAUGAAAUACCCGCUAACUAAAUUUCAGUCCAAAGGUUCCUCGAGCCAUCUCAUUUCUUAACGACUUUAGUGCUUUGUACUUGUAGUUCCUAGAACUAAAAGGUUCCAAUCAAGAUACGCUCAGAGAUGCAGACGCUAUUCCAAAGGUUCAUGAAUGUCUCAAAGUGCCCCACCUAGCAGGGUCUUCUUUUUACCCCCAAAAAUAACCCCAGAACUCAACUUUGGCUAUAGUCCAGAUGCAAAAUGGUUUUUGAAAGGUUCCUAGUUCUGUCUCUUCCCUUGACAGACACCUACAAUUCCAGGAACUUUCAGAUCUUUCUACUUGUUGUUCCAAAAGGAUCUGUUCAGAGCGACAGAACAAAUGUCGCUGGUCCUCCCAAACGUACUAUGCCCUGAAGCAAUAUCUUCUUUUUGGCCCCUAUAAACUACCCCAGAAGUUCCAGGGUAAAGUCCCUGCAGUGGAAAUGUGCAAAAAGACACAGGUGACAAUCAGCGCACUUGUAAAAGAUCUUUAAAAAAAAUUCAAACAGUUGGGCCUCUUUCUUGAUCGACUGAUGUCUGAAGUUCCAGGAACCGUUCGGUCUUGGUUUUGGUUCUUACUUCCUUAGUUGCUAAACGGUUCCUGUCAAAAAAGUUCACAGCUGCAGAACCAGCCCCAAUGGUUCCUAGAUCUAUCAAAACUACUACUCCUCAAGCACGCUCUUCUUUUGGCCCUCAUAAACUACCCCAGAAGUUUCAGGGUAAAAUCCCUGCAGUGGAAAUGCGCUAAAAGAGAAAAUGGCGUCUCUUUCCUGGUGGUCUUGAUUGACGGACAGACGCCGCUCAACGUGGAUGAAGUUCUCUCCUUCUCACUACACUAGAGCUCCUCGUGGACAAAAAGUGGUAUUACACAAAAGAACACGUACAAGACUUCCAGUUCCUAAUCUGUAUUUCCACCUUAGUUCUUGGUACUUGAAUCCACUGCUGAAAAUAGCCCCUCCCUCCUUUUACCACGCGAGUGUCUGCACUGUUUGAUUCUGUUUUGUUUCAAUUGUUAAAUUAAAUAAAUGUCA
Molecule: messenger RNA, 4474 nt
Organism: Phycodurus eques (leafy seadragon)
Lineage: Eukaryota; Metazoa; Chordata; Actinopteri; Syngnathiformes; Syngnathidae
Gene: fezf1
Product: FEZ family zinc finger 1
Cellular component (GO): nucleus
Source: RefSeq, a predicted model, not a curated record